Messenger RNA from Penicillium maclennaniae, 2892 nucleotides. Its product is annotated as glutamine amidotransferase subunit DUG2. Lineage: Eukaryota; Fungi; Ascomycota; Eurotiomycetes; Eurotiales; Aspergillaceae. The record is from RefSeq and is a predicted model, not a curated record. The coding region runs from base 1 to 2892 and encodes 963 amino acids. Gene Ontology annotation, molecular function: protein binding; peptidase activity. Gene Ontology annotation, biological process: glutathione catabolic process; proteolysis. The transcript is spliced from 6 exons.
AUGGACACAGUGGAUUCAGGAAGCACCUCCGAAGCGGAGGACCCGACCAAAACAUGGGGUUCUGACACUGGACGAAUUGUUCCGACUUCUGACGAUGCGGGCAGCUCUCUGCCUAAAAGUGACUGCGGCAUCGGACACCGAGUCGUAGCCAGUCGCUCUGUUUUGGCGUUGGUUAUUGACGAAGAAUGUGUCUUCGCUGGUUUGCAAGGCGGUGACAUUGUUGCGUGGUCUUUGGAGACAUACGAUCUGGUUCUAUCCGUGCACGCUCACAAGGAAAGCGUGCUAGGACUCUACCUGUCAGAUGACGGCAAUCUGCUAUUUUCCAGCGGUGGCGACUCGGUGAUCAAUGUCUGGUCAACGAGGACGUUUGAACGGCUCUACUCCAUCCACUCACACCACGACGUGGGUGACAUUUUCACGGUGGUGUACUCCAGUAUGAAUCAGACCAUCUACUGUGGCGCCCAAAACACCAGCAUUCAGUGGUGUGAUCUGUCUGAGGAAGGCGCUGCCUUGAACCAGACCUCAUCUGGCAAUUCACCCAAACGGACACAUCGCUUCUUCGACUCCAAGGGUCCCGACGGAUCUCGUGCGCCCGGUUCCUCGGACGGCGCCCAGUCUGUCUCUGGGGGCGGCCGCACCCUGACGUUCAAGCGUGAUCAUCAUAAGUUGUUCGCCCACCAUGGGUAUGUAUAUUCUAUGCUACUUGUGAAGGGUCUGAUUGAAUCGGCACCUUCCGAAGAGGCCUUACUUACAGGUGCGGGCGAUGGUGUGGUAAAAGUGUGGCGUCUCGGCGAAAAGCCCGGGGCUGUCCCGGCUCAAAUCGCUAAGCUGCAGAAUGGGGACUCUGUGCUCUCUGUUGCUGUAGAAGGCUCCUUACUUUACUGUGGUCUUGCCGGUGGAGCUCUCAACAUUUGGAAUCUAGAUUCCCAUCAGCUUGUCAAACGCAUCGCUAGACACACGGGUGAUCUUUGGUCAGUCGAAGUUAUUGGAGGCGUUGCAAUCUGUGGAGACUCGACAGGAACCGUCAAGAAAUUUAAUUCACGGUUCGAAGAGGUUGGCGGAUGGGCUGCCCAUGAGGGCACCAUGCUCGCCUCUGCCGCAGGUCGUUUCAAGGACCGAUACAUCUAUGCCACUGGAGGCAACGACAAUACUGUUGGAAUCUGGGAUCUGACAGAGUUCUUCCUGAUACAGGAUGAGUUACCUCCUAUCAGUAAUGACGAAAUGGUCAACAGUCUUGCUAAAUUCGUCUCGUUCAAAACCAUUUCGGCAAGCCCCAAGUUCUCCGGAGAGUGCAAUCAGGGUGCUGCCUUCCUACGUCGACACUGCAACUAUCUUGGUGCGAAAACAAAACUUUUGCCCACAGGCCAAGACACCAACCCCAUAGUCUUUGCUCGGUUUAAUGCUACUUCGGCUGACAAGGUUGAGAAGACUGUUCUCUUCUAUGGCCACUACGACGUUGUUGGCGCUGACACCAACCGACCUAAGUGGAAGUCAGACCCGUACCAGCUCACUUCAAUCAAUGGGUUCCUCUAUGGACGAGGUGUUUCAGAUAACAAGGGCCCCAUCUUGGCUUCACUAUACGCAGCAGCGGACCUUGCACGGACAAAGUCUCUACGUUGCAACGUCGUGUUUUUGAUCGAGGGUGAGGAAGAGUCUGGAUCCCAGGGCUUCCAUCAAACUGUCCGAGAGUAUAAGGAUGAGAUUGGUGCAGUUGACUGGAUCCUUCUUGCCAACAGUUACUGGCUCGACGACUAUAAUCCAUGCUUGACCUACGGACUCCGAGGAGUCGUGCAUGCCAACUUGGUCGUGACGAGUGACCAUCCCGAUUUGCAUAGUGGGAUUGAUGGUAGCGCGCUGUUGGAUGAACCGGUCAAGGAUCUUUCGCUUCUCUUGGCUACCAUGGUUGGACGCAAGGGUCGUAUCAACCUGCCAGGCUUCCACGACGCCGUUCGCCCUCUCUCCGAUGCCGAGCAGAAGCGGUUCGAGGCCAUUGCUGAUGUGCUGCUGCCUCACCACCCAGAGAUUCCUAAUAGCCAGGCUCUGAUCAAAUCCCUGAUGUACAGAUGGCGUGAGCCCUCGUUGACCGUCCAUUCGAUGGAGGUACCCGGCAAGAGCGGAGCCACCACGAUUGCGCGACGAGCGAAGGCCAGCCUCUCCAUCCGUAUCGUCCCUGAUCAGCAAGCGGAUGAGGUGGCAGCAAAUCUGACAGCUUAUGCGCAAGAACAAUUCGAUCUCCUCGAGUCGCAGAAUGAUCUGACCGUUGAAAUAACCGGCAAGUCAGACGCGUGGCUCGGAGAUCCCGAUAAUCAGCUCUUCGCGACCCUCUCACAGGCCAUUACCGCCGCAUGGACUCCCGACCAGCAGACCUCCAAGCACCAGUACCCCGCGCUUCCAGCCCUCUCCAAUGGCCGUACGCCCGCGAAGGCAUCCGGGCCAGGCCUGUUGCGCAAGGAUUCCAACGACAGCCUCGCCUCGCAUGUUGACCGAGUGAUCAGCUCCACCACCACCUCCUCCGCCGGGAAAUCGGGCGUUCACAAACGCUCCACCACCUCAGCGGCUCCCGUGCCAACUUCUUCCACGCUGACCAAAGCGGCGACCGACGAUCCGGCCUCACUGCCGGUCUGGGACACAUCCGACCCGCCGCCCGAGAGGGGCCCGGUCGCCGGAAACACCUCAUCAUCCGCUUCGGCCGUGAAACCCAUCUUCAUUCGCGAGGGUGGAUCCAUUCCGACGAUCCGGUUCCUGGAAAAGGAGUUUUCCGCCCCUGCGGCUAAUUUGCCAUGUGGCCAGGCUAGCGACAACGCUCACUUGGACAACGAGCGAAUGCGGGUGGAGAACUUGUACAAGAGUCGAGAAAUCUUCCGGUACGUCUUUGCCAACCUGGUGGAUUAG